Messenger RNA from Stegostoma tigrinum, 6807 nucleotides. RefSeq names its product zinc finger, CCHC domain containing 24 (gene zcchc24). The coding region runs from base 293 to 1006 and encodes 237 amino acids. Lineage: Eukaryota; Metazoa; Chordata; Chondrichthyes; Orectolobiformes; Stegostomatidae. The record is from RefSeq and is a predicted model, not a curated record. The transcript is spliced from 4 exons. Gene Ontology annotation, molecular function: zinc ion binding; nucleic acid binding.
GCUGCUCAGAAGCAACUCUUCCCUUGGGAGAAAUAGCGGAUCAGUCUGAGGCUCUCUCCCAACGCCACCCCCCUCCACCAAAAAAAAAGAGAAAACUUACUGACAACUUCCCAAACAACACAGCAAAAGGCAACUAAACAACAAUAAUAACACGAGCCACACUGGCUUCUCUGGGCAGUAACGGCCAGCAUUGGCUUGGGACUUUGUGACUUUCUCUACAAACACACAUACACACAACACUCAGCUUGUGAAGCAAGGAGGGAAGAAGAAGGCGAGCCAGGAGCCGGUCAGGAUGAGUCUACUGUCAACGAUCGACACCAGCGCUUCUGUCUACCAACCAGCCCAGCUCUUAAACUGGGUCUAUCUGUCUCUGCAGGACACUCACCAGCCGAGUGCUUUCGACGCCUUCAGACCGGAGCCGUCAUCCCAGCACCAUGAGUUGAACUACACCAAAGCUGCUGCCGACCUGGGAACUUCGCUCUAUUCCAACUAUCUCAAUAACUUUUCCCAACUCCACAGGAACGAGGCUAUUACCAGCGGGUUGUACAAGAACGCUUCUCCCUACGGUUCUCUGAGUAAUAUCGUGGACGGGCUGAGCUCACUGACCGACCAUUUCUCGGAUCUAUCCUUAUCGGCAGAACCCCGCAAACCCGGCAAAAGACCUCCGCCCAACUACCUGUGUCAUCUCUGCUUCAACAAAGGGCACUAUAUCAAGGACUGUCCCCAGGCACGCCCCAAAGGAGAAGGCCUGACUCCAUACCAGGGCAAGAAACGCUGCUUCGGUGAAUACAAGUGCCCCAAGUGUAAGAGGAAAUGGAUGAGCGGAAACUCAUGGGCAAACAUGGGCCAGGAAUGCAUCAAGUGCCACAUCAACGUUUACCCCCACAAGCAGAGACCCUUGGAGAAGCCUGAUGGCCUGGAUGUGUCAGAUCAGAGCAAAGAACAUCCUCAACAUCUGUGCGAGAAGUGCAAAGUUCUGGGCUAUUAUUGUCGUCGGGUGCAGUGAGUGGCUCACCAGACCUUGCAGCCACCAGCAUUGUCACCCCCUCCAUCCCCGAAUCCUCCUCCUCCAUCCCCCACAAACCUAUCAGCUUCCCUCUCCCAACACUGCUCAGAUCACACGUCCAGUCGAAAGAUGAAUUUAUCAAAAUCUUGCUCAUGACAGAAAAGAAUUAAGGGGCCUUAAAUUGGUAGAAUGUGACUCUUUCCUCUGUAUGUGCAUAUUUUCGGGUUGUAUUUAUAGUAUUAACUACCAGAAACAGUAUUACCAACAGCAGUUUAAUGUGGCACCUCACAUGGGGUGUCUUACCUACUGUUUGUUUACAGAGUAAAUCUUGUACCUUGUACCAAGAGCCAGUACAAGGGGGAGAACAUAAUGAGCUGAAUAGCUGAUAUUUUAAACCAAGCCUCUUCUGUGCCAUUACUAACCUAUAAGCUGAUAUUACAAGUCCACUUGCUGUGAAUUGUCACAUGGAUUGAGAGCUUUGAUCCCCUAGCUCUUUGUGUCAAAAAAAAGCUGGCAAGCAUCAGUAUUAGAGUAGUAACAAAAAUAUGGUUGUUGGUAAGUGAUUACAAUGAAGACUGACAAAUAUGUGUCUGAUAUUGUAGAGAUACAAGAGUAGGUUGAAAAGGGAAAGAGGCAUGGUUAACUCUUGGGGUACUGAAUAAUAUUUUUGAACAGUACACAGCACAUUAUCACAACUAGACAUACCUCCCUAGACAUCCACAUCAAAUAGCUGCAGUGACAAAAUGUAAUACUGUGAUUUGCUGCAAGGACUUUUCAAUCCUUAAUCACUGAACACUAAGCGCCUUCAGAAUUUAACUUAUCUUUGGAGUUCAAAAUUUUAAAUGUUACUUGUCUGCCACUUCAAAAUUAAACUUUUAUUGUUUUUUACUUUUUGAGUGUGCCUCCUUCCCCCCAUGAAGCAAAUGCAUAUUUCAGCUAAGCUGGUAUCUGGUUUUGCUCUUUUUCUUCGCCGUUCUGGGACUGCCUGCUAAAUGGUUCAAGACUGCCUUACUGAUUAAAUAUUCCACGUGUGGAAAUGCUUAGUAUUUAUUCAAGUACCUCUCCCCAAACACCACUGAAAUGCAGGGAAAAGGCAAGGGGAAGAAGAGAACACAGAUCUCAUGUUGUCCAUUAACCUACUAUGCACUGCCUCUUCUGUAGGGCUCUCUAUCGUGAUGACGGCAGAAGGGCAACUUUGCACCCUUAAUCCUCAUCCCCACCCUACCUCACACCCCACUACUCCUUUUGCAGAGUAGCAAGAGUGGUACUGCUGAAAAAGCAUGUUUUCAAGAAAAAAAAUUAUUCAAUGCAGACAUCAUAGGAGGGGCCAGCAUUUAGUGCCCAUCCCUAAUUGCCCAGAGGGCAGUUAAGAGUUGACAAUAUUGUUGUUGGUCUGGUGUCACACGUAGGCCAGAUCAGGUAAGGAGGGCAGUCUCCCUCGCGUAGCAAUAUUGUGGUAACAUCUGACUGCAACUUCAGAGAUUGAGACCCUCGGACCAUCUUGAACCUUAACAUUGAUGUUGUGAAGAAAUGUAAAUCAACAUUAAAGCCAUCAUUUCCUGCUGUCCCCCAAUUUAUUAUGUAUUUUCAGAUCUGCAGUUCACAUUUUCUAUUCUUGUGUGUAGAAUACUGCACCACAUUCUUUUAAAAAGGAGCGAUUUAUUUUUGAGAAAAAGCCAAUCGGUGUUAAGCAAUCAGCAAUGAAUUUCACUGAAGAAAGCAGACAAUUCCACUCUGUGUCAAUGCCAAGAUUUCGUUAUAGCACUUUGCUUUCAGGACAGAACCGAUUUUAAGUUGGGUUUUACGGUCAGUGGGUAAGCAAAUAAUGCUUGAUUUGCAUCACUCUUCCCCACAGAUGUUUGGUAGAGUUUUCUAUCUGAGUUUGCCAGAUAAAAAUCCAGAUCAGCACAAAACCCUCUGCAGGGGAUCAGGGACCUGGGAGAGCAGAGUGAGCAGCAGUGUAUCUGCUUUAGCAAUCAGGUAGAAUAUGAAGUCAGAACUUGAACCUUGCAAUGGUCAGUGGAAAAGUAAUUCAAUAUCUUAUGUGUGGAAAGAGCAAUAGAAAGGAAAUAAAAGAUGGAAUGACAAAGGGGACAGAAACAACAAAAAAACAUUUAUUAGGUUAUUAAAUGUUUACAAACUCAUGGACCAUAGAUUCUGUACUUCCAUAACUAAAAAGCAUUUCUUAGAUUUUUAAAAUUUUGCAGACCCCAGAAAUGACUGAACACUAAAGGAAUGACGGUCAAUACUUGUCAACAUUAAUUUUCAGUGCUAGGGAGGUUUUUGAGAAUAAAUAAGACUUAGCAAGCAUUUGAACAAUUAAUUACACUCGAACAGAUAAUCCUAACUUUAUGCACCAUAUUUCAUGCAUAUCUAACAUGCUAGAGCAGCAUUGUCAUAUUUGCUAUAUGUUUAAUGGCAAAUUUAUCAGCUAGAUACUAGUGUAGCAUAGCUUCUAAAGGAGCAGGGCGGCUCAAACAAACCUUCAGGUAAAGCUGUCUCCCCCCGGAAACUGUUGUCCAAUUCAUUCUUUAAUAAUAGUGAACAAUAAUAGGUUCACCAUUGCUGUUGCUGUGAAAGCCACGCUCUUUCUGUUUUACAUCGAUUAAUGUUCCUGCAUUUCCAUUAAACUACUGUGAGCAGUUCACUAUACUACGUGGUGUGUUCAUGUUGAAAAGGUUUGCAGGGGAAAUAGACUCCAAUUUUAUAAACGAAUCAGACCUGACCUGCUUUUCCUCUUUUUAAUUAAAUGAUUUUUAAAGUUUGAACUCCUCUGAUAAGUUCGAAUUGUCACUUGCCUUUCUAAUGCAAAGUGCCAUUUUUUUUCAGUGUGCCAUGUACUGUGAUCUCUUGACAAACUGAUAUGAUGGCUUGCUGAGAGGAAUAGUUGCCUUAAAACUUCUUGCAAGCCAUCAAAAUAGUAGAAGACAAAAUGUGGAACUGCUGGUGACAUAAAAUAACACUAGGAAUUCACUGUAGGUCAGCCAACAUCUGUAAAGGGAAAAAACAAAGUUAAACAUUUUAAUCUCUUCAUUGCCGAUUUUCUGACUUCUUCUCACUUUUGUUAAAAAGCCUGGUAUUUUUUAGACUUGUGAAGUGCAAAGCAUCUUCACUGCAGCUCACUGGCCUAAUGGGCAUUUCAAGCAUUUAUUUUUUCCCUACAUUAUGCAAUCUCUUCGAUAAAACAAACGGACUUUAUUGGCUGAUGUUUGGGUUUCUCAGCUAUAAGGAGUUACAAGUGUAAAUUAUUGUCAUGUCACUGUGUGAUACCCAGAUAGUUUGGCAUUUGUAAAUUGGAAUUGAGGGUUAAAACGGUUCUGAUGUAUGAUACUUGGACAUGUCUGCAAACAAAAAGACAGUGGUGAUGUGGGUCCAAAGGACAGGAUAGUGCUUUAGAAAAGUUAACACAUUGUCGAUUUGUAUUUUUACUGUUGCUAAUCAAACUAAAGAUUAAUUAUUUUGAUACACAUGUACACACAGGCAAACAUGCCCCACCCCCAAGUCAUGAACUAACACUGUCCUCAUGCAAAAGUCCAAAGACCACCGCCCCCCCCAACUUUGCCUCUCCCCCUACCUCCCUUAAAUUGUGGGGAGGGGUCAGUCAGACUGAGUUAUAGAAUAAUGUAGAGUACAAGUUCCAGCACAGUCCUGAGACCUAGUGCUUGGUCAGCCUUUAUAAUAAACUACUUCGCUAUUUGUAGGGAAAUUGCAUUGACAGAUGCUGGCACUGAUCAGUGACCCACAGGAACAAAUUGCUACCUGAUUUUCAGGCACUUUAUUUAUAGUCGCAACUGCGAGACAGACUGCACAUGUUGACGGGUGCUUGUGGCAGAGAGAGGGGAGGAAUGAGGUUCGAGCAUCCAGCUCCCUGCACCUGUGCUGGUGACAAAAUAUUAACUCAGUACCUAAAAGGUUAACUAAUAAAUACGUGCCAGAAACUGACGACAAAGGUAUACGCUAAGUAUGUGAGUAUGAAAAUGAGGUUUUUAAGGGACAAUCAAGAAAAAGAACAGUGUGGAGUUUUUAGCUAUAUUGGAUAUAUUUGCCCAUAUAUGAUGUAUUCUGGAUUCUGCUUGCAGAUGUAUUUAUCUUAAGUAUUACUGACAAUAUAGUCCUUUUGUUUGGAUUUUUAUACUGUGUGUGUAUUUUGGAAACCUUCUAGAUGUUAAAAAUUUUAAUGUUAACAAAUAUUUCUUAUGAAGCCAAGUUCCAAUCUAUCCAAGUUCCUGUUUAUCUUUGCAGUAACCUUUUUGUAUAUAUUCAAGGGGCAUGAAUUUUAGCAUCCUAUUGUUUUGAGUUUUUUCUUGAAAUAAUGUGGACUUUUUUAAAAAAAAAUUUUUCAAAAGACCUUUUCUACUAGAUUACUAACACAACUGAGAGUUUUCUUGAAUAUUUUACAAACCAAGGUUAUAGCCAGAAGAAAAUAUUAUUUAUCAGAGAAAAUUCUCUUUUUCUACAAGUCAUUGUCUGUAUAAAAUGUGCAACCGGAAUAAUCCAACUAGGAAGGUAAAUAAUAAUGUUUAAAACAGAUGAAUAUUGUAUGAAAGUUGGUACAUAAUUCUUGGGGAAGAAAAAGUAAACCCUUUUCAAUUCUUGAAGCCAUAUAUAAAAUUGGGAUGAAAAUAUUAUCAGUAUUAAUUAACCUGCAUUUAUUCCAAUGUUUAAACUAAUUCUAGUUUUAUUCUAUUAAUGCAUUACGGUUUAUAUAUGUGUAUUUUGGAAAAUAACUGCCAUCUAAGCUAGCAGUGUUAGAUUAUUCAAAAUAACAAGUAACGAUUGUACAUCUGUUACCAGGAAGACAAGAAUUACUGUUAUGUAGAAGAAUGUGCAUAUUGAUGUUCAGAAAACAUGACCAUUUAUUUGUUUGUUAUUAUAUAGGCAGAGACAAAUUGGUGUCUCGUCAGCAAAACACUUUGUGCUACCAUAAGAUAUGAAACACUUUUUUUUGUUGUGAAAGGAAGACUCAAAAAAGAAGUAAUUUUAAAUAUUUAAUUGGUAGAUGAAAAUCCACCACUGAGCAACUAUGAAACUGUGAGUUAGCCUUGUAUGCCUGGUCGACUGAUGUAUGCAAGAACCCUGUGCCAUCAAACUGACAAGAAGCAGACGGUUGAAUGGUCUUUCUGUUCAAUUGCUCAGCGCCAGCUUAUUUGAAGGACCGACAGGCUCAAAUGAGAGAAAGCACACAGACAGGCAAUGAUACCGUUUGAACACAUGGUAGCCUAGACUAUGCAUGUACAUUGCUAGGGCAGAUAUAUGAGAGCAUUUAAAGUCUUGUAUUUUUAUCAUAGCCUUACUGCAAGAGUUUAGAAGUUUAUGAAUGCUGAAGGAGUUUGCAGAAAAAAAAAGUACUUGAACUUAACUUGCUGAAGGAUUCCUUAGGAAAAAAACCUCUUCACUACACUUUCUUAUAGUUGUAUUACACUGACUAAUACUGUAUCAAGCAUUUGUCUGCUGCUUAAAGUUGUAGUCUCAAAUGAAGAAUAAGGUAUAUAUAUUUUGAACUUUCUGUAGACUGUUUGUAACCGGCAUGCCUUUCUCUGUUCUACUUGAUGGGAUUGUUUACUUAUUAUUUCUAGAUAACAGUGUUAAGUCCUUUUUGUACAGCUGUAAUGUGUGGGCAGACUCAGAGUAACUGGGUAAUGGAAUAAAAGUCCUGUAUAUGAAGUGUUAUGAACAGCCAGUUCAAUGCAGACAGAUGUUACCCUUUCUUAUUAAUGUCCAUUACAAUGGCAUUCCGUCACGUGCCUUAUUUUAUGCUGGUUAGUAUAUGCCUGCUUAUAGAACUUUUAAUAGUAUUUUAU